AUGGAUUGCAGUGACGCGCGUGGCACCCAGAGCUCCGCAGACCUAGCAGAGGAGGAUGCAACCGCGUAUGCUGAAUCCUCGGACUUCUCAAACUCCCAGUUCUCGAACGCCCUGAGCGCUGCCUUGCGGCAGUUCAAUGGUGAGCCGCCUCGAACCGGUACUACCAGCGCUGGAUCUUCUAGUGGCGUGGACGUGUUUCCGCUGCUGGAGGUUCCAGAUGGGCAUCAGAACCAGGCCCAGGAUGCCGCUUCCGAGCUUGGGGACAUCACGACUGUAAUGGUCAAGAACGUACCAGUGAAGUGUGGCCAACGCCGGUUACUUCGCCAAUUCUUGGCAGCGGGCUUUCAGGGCAAGCUGGACUUCAUCUAUCUACCCAUGGACCCGCGCAGCCGGUCCAGCCGUGGCUUCGCCUUUGUGAACUUAACAAGCGUGGAGUCCGCGCAUCAGUUUUACCGCACCUUUCAUGGACGCUUCCUCAAGAAUUACCCAUCGGAAAUUCCUUUGGAGGUGGCGGUCGCAGAGAUUCAAGGCUUUGACGCAAAUGCAGAGCAUUAUCUGCUGGUCAAGGCCAGCCGCAAGGGGAAGGGCCGGGAUGUCUUUGGCUGCCCGACAUUCUUGCGCCCCCUGCAGAGGCACUUGGUGAACCACCUACGAACAUUGGAGGAGCCCAAGCAGCCCAAGAGCAAGAGCUCAGAACGAGAAGAGGCCAGCAUCGCUGGCAGCCAAGACGGUCAAGAGUCGCCCUGGCAGCUGCGGGGUAGUCAGCAAGUACCUGCACAGUACCCCAUGAGGCAGACAGCCGUCCCUCAAUUUGGACAGCCGCCGUAUCUUCGGCACGAGUUGCCUGCAAGUGGAAGCCCGGUGAGGCCUCCUGUCGGCCUGGCGCCCACAGCCGAGCAGCUCUUGGCGCGGCUGGCCUCAAAGCACAUGACCCCGAACUGUGCGAACGGUGCGGUCAUAGGACCACCCCUGCAAGGGGGCUUGCUGGGGAUCGACGUCACAACAUUUUUGUUCUUCGUGAUCGUUGCAGAUGCCUUGGGCACCUUUUACAUCUGUGCCAUGGACCCAUGCGGCCCACUCUGCCGGAUGGGUCCCUGCUUCGUCAUGACGAAAUCUGCAGGAUACUGCACGGGCCACCCCGAUGCCUUGGGCACCUUUUACAUCUGUGCCAUGGACCCAUGCGUGAAGACCCGCUUGAGUUUCCGAGCGAAGACGCACAGGCGUGAAGACGCGGAUCUUGAAAGGCAGACGCGAAGCGGCGAAGACACGAAGAUGUCCACGGCGUCGGCGGCCAUCAAGCAACAAAUGGCGUCAGUCACCGGCAUCGCCGGAAACCACGGUGUCGACUUUGUCAACGGCUGGCGCGGGUGA
Symbiodinium natans is the source of this 1371-nucleotide messenger RNA. Lineage: Eukaryota; Dinophyceae; Suessiales; Symbiodiniaceae. The record is from the annotation of a GenBank genome assembly.